UCCUGAUGGGAGGUGCUUAUCACUCCCAAAAAUCUUCUCUGCUCACCGGAGGAGGAGGACAAGGCACUCGGGAGCUGCUGCACGCAAACAAUGGACUAAACCUCCCGGAGUAAGAUCACAUUUUUUUAGGAACUGAAACCCCCUGCGCUUCAAAGAAGUGAUAUCAUUCCACUCUCUCAGGUAAGAAAAUCACCGGUUAAGUGCUGAUGAGUGAACGACUUAUUUUUUUUUUCCCCGUCACUCAAUUAAGAAAUGCGUCUUUAUGUCUGGUGUGAAGGGAAAGGCCUGAACUUUCCAUGUGUUGAGUUAAACAUCUCUAAUGAAACCAUGAGACGUUAAUCGAUUAGUGAGUCGUUUUAGGUUGACACACAGUGAACGAAGUUUAAUCUAAAUUAGUUUCAUUGUCUCGUUUUGACACAUUUUUUACCUAAAGCACAACAAAACUCCGUUUCAAUCGAAUGUUCCUGUACUGUAUGAGGCAUGAGUCAAUACAGACACACUUUGCAUCUAAAAAAAACUCUAAAAGUAACAGUUUUGUUCAAACUUGUUUAUUUAAUUUAUUGCCAUGACCACAAAUUGUUGGCGCAUGUGAAAUAAGUAUUUUUCCUCAUGAUGCUGCAGCUGUUUGUGCUGAGAUAUGUUUGUGUUUAUUAUCAUCAGGCUGCUUUUAUUGGAUGUGAAUCAUCUGUUCUUCGAGGUCUGUUACUUUCUUCCACUAACUCUUCCUCCUCCUGCUCCUCUCCCCAGUUCUGCAAAGAUCUCCAGAUAUGAUUCAGAGGAACGAGGUGGUGCUAUCUGUUUUCAGAGAGCUCCAGGAGGCCACAGAGAACUCUGGUCUGGAUGCUCUCACGAGAGUGGCCGUGGUAGCAGACCAGGUCCUUGCUCCUUUCCAGUUCCCCAGGACCCCCUGCUAUGAUAUCCCUGACUGGGCAGGUGUGGAUGACGCAGCUCGGGGCCUGUACCCGGCGGAUGCCCCUGCAGGCCUCUUGCCUUUAAACUGCAAAGGAGAAGGCAACGUCCUGUUUGACGCAGUCAGCAUGCUGUUGGUGGGAAACACAGCUUUAAGCCUGGAGCUACAAGUACGGACAGUCGUGGAAAUGGUGCUUUGGAAGCGAUACUACCUCUCUGGGAUGAUUGAUUCUAAAAUGAUGCUUCAGGCCGUUCGCUUCAGUCUCUGUGCUGAUGAGUCUGAAGACAUGCUCAACCUACCUGUCACAGUCUUGGAGGCCAUCUUUGACGCGGACGUUAAAGCUUCCUGCUUCCCCGGCUCCUACGCCAACAUGUGGCACCUUUACGCCCUAUCAUCAGUCCUCGAGCUGAAGAUCUACUCCAUCUACCCCAUGUUCAACCUCAAGAUACGGCCAUAUUUCAACCGAGUCAUACGGCCACGACUGUGGCCCAAAGACUCUGAGCCACUAACCCUCCACAUCAUGUGGUCUGGUGAGUUGCAGUCUGGGGGCUUGUUCAGGCCAAAUCAUUUUGUUGCACUAGCCCACACCUCCGACUUCACAUUUGAGACUGCCGACAGCGAGCAGAGGGCAUCUCCCCUCAAGAGCGAGGAGCUGCUGAACCAAGACUCACAGCUUUCGUACCCGAAUCUGAAGGACAAGUACAACAUCACCAAGAGGACCUUCUACCGCUGGAAAAGGCAGACACAGGAGCACUGCAAAAAGUCGGCAGCUAGGUAUGAGGCAAAGUAUUUCCUGCAGGCCUGCUACUUGGAAGGGAAGCUGAUCCCUCUUCACCAGUUUAAGGAGUUUUUCCCAGAGAUCUCAAGGUCGUCAUACUAUAACUGGAAGCAUGAGCUUCUGAAAACCGGAGGGAACUUCUCCACCUCGUCUUCCACGGGAGAGAUCAGUCCUGGAGAGAGCACAGAGCAGGAGUUGUGGUCGUCGCCUGAAGCAAAGCAGGAUGAGCCAGACCACCACGACAGUGUGGCCAGUAUGUUUGGCCUAAACCUUGGCAAGGUGGACCUCGAUCGUGCCCAGGGUCUAGCACAUAUGCAGGAAGCCAAGCGCUGCCUGCAGAAUUGCAUUGCCAUGAACUCCUCACUCCCCUUCAGGGUCUUUAAAAGAAAUUUCCCAGGAAUCUCCAGAUCAACCUACUACAACUGGAGGAGAGAGGCCCUGCAUUUCAACAGAGGUUACAAAGGUAGUGCCGGCAGCAGUGAGGACAGCUCAGAUGUGGACAAGAGCCACAGUCCAAAAAGUCUGUCACCUAUCCCACCAAACAUCAACCAGCUUGUCAAGCCCAGGAUGAGGAUCUACAGACGGAAGCACAGAAGUUUCAGGUUGGCAUACAUGAGUAAGAAACAGCUCAGAGAUGCUGCAAAACAUCACGUUCAGAAGUCAAAGUGGUCCCUGACAAAGUUCAAGCUCAGGUUCCCGUCGAUGUCACCUUGUUUCUACUGGCUGUGGCGGAGCAGGCAAAACCACAAGAAGAAAAUGGUCACUCAGAGUAACGAUGUCCUCCCACUUAAUCUGGAGUGCACCAAGGUGGUAAACGAGAUCGUGGAGAGUCCGCCUAUGCUCCCGUUCGUAGAGAGGCCACGAUAUCUAGAACCCCCCACUUUGCCCUCUCUAGAUAACACACAAUCCAAGCACAUACUUCACAACAAUGCACCGACAGAUGAGCAGAUAUUUGCAAUGGAUGUCGUGGCUCUGGCCAACUUCAAGGCCAAGGCCAAGCUGUUCCUGCAGCAACGUUUUGAAGAAAAAUCCUUCCCCACAUUCAAAGAAUUCAGGUCCUACUUCCCCUUCACUCCACGCUCUACGUACUACAUGUGGAAGCGAGCGUUGCAUCACGGCGUGUCACUGGUUCAUGGAUAAAUGCCUUUAAUUGUGUACAAAGUGGCUUUGAGGGGCCAAAUAAUAGCUCUGUUGAAGAACUUGAAAAACCUCUUUGCUGUAUUGCGUUGUAACAUACUACCUACACACACUGUUGUCCUCAUGUUUUGGGGUUCUAAAAGACUGUUGAGCACACCGGGUUUGCAUCUUAAUGCAUUGUGUCCUUCCUCUGCCCCACCACCGCAGCUCGUUCCUCCCUCCUGGACAUUUGCACGUGUGUGAAAAGAAACUGAGUCAUGGGUCUGUUUAAACCCUGCAUGUUGCCCUCCAGGCAAAAGGCAGUUCAAAGCUGUUGUUUAGUAGCAUUUUGUUUGAAGCUGUUUUCUUCUCCUGUGUCUUUCAGUCCCUGCCAAGCCUUGUACUUGGAGCCCUUUUAUAUAUUUUUUCAUUGUUUGAACGUUAAGUCUUUAUUGUAUGAUUUUUUAUUUUUUUUUUGGUUGUUGUUGAUGCCUGAAUUGAUUGGUAUUCUUGGCAGAUUAAAACAUUUUUUUUGAUUCUUUGCAUAUAAAGAGCAGCCAGUAUUUCACAACAUCUUGUUCAGACAUUCCAUGUAAACAAGGUUCCUGACCUUUUUUCUCUAUAUAUAUAUAUAUGUGUAUGUAUUUGAAUGUACAUCAAUCUCAGGGUUUCACUCAGUGCUUUGAAUAUCCAGGUGACCGCAUCAAGGCUUUGGCAUUUUAAAGUGCCUCCUUUUUCCACACUGUAUUUGCACUAAAAUGGUUUCCAUUACACUGUUGAAUGUGUUUUUUUAUUCAUUGUGCACACUGGAUAAGUUCCCACAACUCUGUUUGUGAGAAUUACCUUGAAAGGGAAUUAUAAAUGAAGAUAUUUUGCUUUGUACAAACAGCUUGAUCAACUACCUAGUUCCCAGAAAUACUGGGGAAAGUUUCCAUUUUAAAGCUAUUUUUUCCCCCCCACUGUUUUGUUGUAAAUGAAGUUUCAUUUUAAUUUGCUUCACGUGCAGUGUUUUGUUAAAGUACCUCUGAAUAAUGGACAUAAACCUACAUUUGCACACUAUGUAUUUAUUUUUUCUUAUUCAUCACAUGCCUGAUAUUGGUACUGUUGCCAGCAGCCUGUGUUGUUCAGUCAGGAGUUGAGACAUUUUGUACUGGCACAGAAUCAAUAAACAAUUGAUCAGCAA
Messenger RNA from Solea senegalensis (Senegalese sole), 3987 nucleotides. RefSeq names its product vertebrae development associated (gene vrtn). The transcript is spliced from 2 exons. Bases 768 to 2828 code for a protein of 686 amino acids. Gene Ontology annotation, biological process: regulation of transcription by RNA polymerase II. NCBI's taxonomy places the organism in Eukaryota, Metazoa, Chordata, Actinopteri, Pleuronectiformes, Soleidae. Gene Ontology annotation, cellular component: chromatin. The record is from RefSeq and is a predicted model, not a curated record.